Messenger RNA from Odobenus rosmarus divergens (Pacific walrus), 4206 nucleotides. Its product is annotated as transmembrane protein 131-like. The transcript has 29 exons. Gene Ontology annotation, cellular component: membrane. Bases 1 to 4206 code for a protein of 1401 amino acids. The record is from RefSeq and is a predicted model, not a curated record. Lineage: Eukaryota; Metazoa; Chordata; Mammalia; Carnivora; Odobenidae.
AUGACACGCACAGCAAGGGUAGCUGUCUCGGCGAGUGCAGAAACCACUAAUACUAGCCUCUUGCAAGUGCAACUGGAAUGCAGUUUACAUAAUAAAGUGUGUCAGCAAUUAAAGAGUUGUUAUAUGGAAUCUGAUGAUGUUUUACGGCUACAAAUGAGCAUAAUUGUGACCAUGGAAAACUCCUCAAAAGAAUUUGAAGAAAACACACAAGAUUUGUUAGAUCAUCUUUCUAUUAUUUAUGUAGCUACAGAUAAAUCUGAGACCUCAGAUGAUUCGGCAGUAAAUAUGUAUAUAUUACAUUCAGGAAACAGCCUUAUUUGGAUACAGGAUGUACAUCAUUUCUCACAGAGAGAUGCUCUGUCCCUGCAGUUUGAACCAGUCCUCCUACCUACUUCUACGACAAACUUUACAAAAAUCGCCUCUUUCACUUGCAAAGCUACGUCAUGUGACAAUGGGAUUAAAGAAGACACAAAGAAAAUAAAAAACACUUCAACACUAAAAGCAUGUCUCUCCUCUCCUGUGGUUCAAGGGUAUUUUAGAAUGGACUCCUCUGCAGCCCAGUUUCACAUAGAGACUCAUGAGAACACAUCAGGGGUUUGGUCAGUGUGGUACCUCAACCAUUUCGACCGUGGCGUUGUAUUACAGGCUGUGUUUGUUUCCAAGGAAACCAAGCACAUUUUAAAGAUUCUGAAUUUCACUGGCCCUUUAUUUCUACCUCCAGGCUGUUGGAAUAUAUUUUCUUUGAAACUUGCUGUUAAAGACAUUGCCAUAAACCUAUUCACCAAUGUAUUUUUGACUACAAACAUAGGUGCCGUUUUUGCAAUACCUCUACAGAUUUACUCAGCCCCAACCAAGGAAGGGAGUCUGGGUUUUGAAGUGAUAGCACAUUGUGGCAUGCAUUAUUUCAUGGGAAAAUCAAAAACAGAAAAUCCUAAUUGGGAAGGGAGUCUUUCUCUGGAUCGGUCUACCUGGGACGUGGAUUCAGAACUUGCCAAUAAAUUGUAUGAAAGAUGGAAGAAAUUUAAAACUGGUGACGGCUGCAAGAGGACUGUUUUAGGAAUGACGCGGUUUGGUCGCUUGAAGAAAUCCAAGGAGUCGGAAUCCUUUGUUUUCUUUCUGCCUCGUUUGAUUGCAGAGCCCGGACUGGUGUUGAACUUCAGUGCAACCGCCCUGAGGAGCAGCGUGGUGAAGUACUUUGUGGUGAAGAACCCUUCCUCUUGGCCAGUCUCCAUGCAGCUCCUGCCUCUCUCCUUGUACCCCAAGCCUGAGUCUGCAGUGCGCCUGCUGCAUAAAUGGUUUGGCACCGAUAUGCAGAUGAUUAAUUUCACAACUGGUGAAUUCCAGCUCACCCAAGCUUGCCCUUACCGGGGCAUGGAUUCUGAGGAGUCCAGGUUUGGCAUCCUCCACUUACAUUUGCAGCCUCUGGAGGUGAAAAGGGUCGGUGUGGUUUUCACGCCAGCUGACUACGGGAAGGUUACGUCACUCAUACUAAUCCGGAAUAACUUGACGGUUAUUGACAUGAUUGCUGUGGAAGGGUUUGGAGCCAGAGAGUUACUGAAAGUGGGCGGAAGGCUUCCUGGCGCAGGAGGUUCACUCCGAUUCAAGGUGCCCGAGUCCACGCUGAUGGACUGCCGACGACAACUGAAAGACAGCAAGCAAAUUUUAUCUAUUACAAAGAACUUUAAAGUUGAGAAUAUUGGACCACUUCCUAUAACUGUGACAUCUUUGAAAAUUAAUGGGUAUAAUUGCCAAGGUUAUGGAUUCGAAGUGCUAGAUUGUCAUCAAUUUUCCCUGGCCCCAAACACAUCCCGGGAUAUCAGCAUCGUGUUUACUCCAGACUUUACCUCUUCCUGGGUCAUUCGAGAGCUGACUCUUGUAACUGCAGCAGACCUGGAGUUUCACUUCACUCUCAAUGUGACCCUCCCCCAUCACCUGUUGCCUUUGUGUGCAGACGUGGUUCCAGGACCCAGCUGGGAGGAGUCGUUUUGGAGGCUUACAGUCUUCUUUGUCAGUUUGUCCCUGUUGGGUGUGAUUUUAAUAGCCUUCCAACAAGCACAGUACAUUCUUAUGGAAUUCAUGAAAACAAGACAGAGGCAAAGUGCUAGCUCAUCUUCACAGCAAAACAAUAAUCCGAUGGAUGUAAUUAGCUCCCAUUCUCACAAAAGCAAUUGUAAGAACUUCCUCGAUACCUAUGGCCCCUCCGAUAAAGGCAGAGGGAAAAGCUGCCUUCCAGUAAACACUCCACAAAGCAGGAUACAGAACACCCCAAAGAGGAGCCCAGCUACCUACGGUCAUUCUCAGAAGAAGCAUAAGUGCUCAGUGUAUUACAGCAAACACAAAACCAGCCCAUCUGUCACCAGCAGUGCUAACACUACUGCUGAGGAGAAACAGACUCCGGCCCCGAGCAGCUCCCUGUCUGCUCCUAAAGAGGACGUGUGCACUGAUGUUAUGGGCGAGAACUGGGUCAACCUCAGAUACGCAAACGGCAUCAAUGUUGACCUGCAAAAGAAUUUAACCCUUUCCAAAAACUUACUGAAUAAAGAAGAAAACACACUGAAAAACACAAUUAUUGUCAAUAAUACUUCUUCAGAAUGUCAUAUGAAGGAGGGAAUACAGACAUGUAUGUUUCCUAAGGAAACGGACAUUAAAAUUUCAGAAAACAUAGCUGAGCUCAAGGAACGAGAGCUCUGUCCCCUGAAGACCUCUAAGAAACUACCUGAAAAUCACUUGCCAAGAAAUUCACCUCAGUACCAGUCAGACUUGCCAGAGAUUUCCAGGAAAAAUAAUGGGAAUAACCAGCAAGUGCCUGUCAAGAAUGAAGUAGACAACUGUGAAACUUUGAAGAAGGUUGACACAAAGUCUUCCUCAGAAAAGAAGAUUCACAAAGCAUCUAAAGAAGACAUUUGUUUUGAGAAGCAGGAUGUACCUUCAGUCGAGCAAGAAGAUCCUUAUAGGAAGAAGAAGCUUCAGGAGAAAAAAGAAGGAAAUUUACAAAAUUUAAGUUGGAAUAAAAAUCGAACGUGUCGUAAAAACAAGAAACGGGGUGCUGCUCAGGUCUUGAGGCCCUCUGAACAGAGUGAAUUAAAACUUGUGUGCAGUGAAUUUGAAAGGUCCGAGCUGAGCAGUGACAUCGAUGUCAGAAACUGGUGUAUACAGGAAAAUCCUGGGGAAAUUUGUAAGACCGAUGCUGGCAUUGGAAGCAGCUUACCUGCUGCACAGGGAGAGGCAGAGGGCUACUACCCGAAGCCCGGGGAGAAGUGCAUGGAGAAGUCCUGCUCUGAUUCCAGCUCGGACUGCGGCAGCUCCUCGGGCAGCGUGCGGGCCAGCCGGGGCAGCUGGGGCAGCUGGAGCAGCAGUAGCUCCGACGGGGACAAGAAGCCCGUGGCGGGCCCUCAGCACUUCCUGCCGGCCGGAGACAGUGUUUCACAAAAUGACUUUUCUUCAGAAACUCCCAUCUCCUUGAAUCUUUCUCAUAACAUCUGCAAUUCCACAAACAUGAAUAACCUCCCACGAUAUGCAGAACCUCCCUGUCCCAGCCUUCCUGCCGGGCCCACAGGUGUUGAAGAAGAUAAAGGUCUUUACCCACCCGGAGACCUGUGGCCCACGCGGCCCGUGUGUGUGACCAGCAGCUUCAGCUGCGCUGUGGAGAACAGCGUGCCUGGCGUGAUGCAGGGCCCGGCCCCCGUGCAUAAUAGCAGUUUCAUUGACUGGAGCACAGCCUGUGAAGGCCAGUUCCCCAGCGUGUACUGUCCGUUGGAACUGAACGAUUAUAAUGCCUUUCCGGAAGAAAACAUGAAUUACCCCAAUGGCUUCCCUUGUCCUGCCGAAAUUCAGACAGACUUUAUGGAUCACAACUCUCCAUCUACUUGGAGCCCCCCGCCCAACAUGCCGACUGCCUGGGGACAUGCAGGUCUCCUCAAUUCUCCGCCCUACCUCACAAGCACCCGAAGCUUGUCUCCAAUGUCUGGACUUUUUGGUUCCAUCUGGGCCCCGCAAAGUGAUGUAUACGAAAGUUGCUGCCCCAUCAAUCCCACCACGGAACAUUCGACUCACAUGGAAAACCAGGCUGUCAUGUGCAAGGAAUACUACCCAGGGUUUAACCCGUUUCGUGCCUAUAUGAACCUGGACAUAUGGACUACCACCACAGCAAAUAGGAAUGCAAGCUUCCCACUGUCUAGAGACUCAAGCUACUGUGGGAAUGUGUGA